Molecule: messenger RNA, 9427 nt
Organism: Mobula hypostoma (lesser devil ray)
Lineage: Eukaryota; Metazoa; Chordata; Chondrichthyes; Myliobatiformes; Myliobatidae
Gene: znf318
Product: zinc finger protein 318
Exons: 14
Coding region: 1661-4888 (1075 amino acids)
Biological process (GO): positive regulation of DNA-templated transcription; negative regulation of DNA-templated transcription
Cellular component (GO): nucleoplasm
Molecular function (GO): nucleic acid binding; zinc ion binding
Source: RefSeq, a predicted model, not a curated record
GAGAUUAUAUUGUGGUGUUAUUAGAUCAUCCCCAAUUUCGGCAUCACUGGUAGAAAUGGAUGAAAUACAUUCACAUCUACGUAGGUUACAGCAAGAGGACAUAAGGUUGGUCAUCCGACAUUGGCAACAUUGGUAAGAGUGCUAUCAGACCUUCAGUUUUGGGUGGAUGGGAAAUGAAUGGGCACAUAAUCUUGAUUUGUUUAAUGUGGAAUAUGGUCACAGUGUACCUCUUUCUGUCACUCCUUCAUGGUUUUUCCAUUUGCCUGUGGAUGAUUUAAGCCUGCAAGAACAGACCAGGAUGAAGAUUGAUUGCAUACCAAUGGUAAAGGUAGCUCAGCAAUAUUAGCAAGGCAGAUAUUAUGGUUCCUUACAUAUCAAUACAGAUGGUUCAAAAGAUCCAGAGACAGGUCUUUCAGGUGUUUCCAUUUAUGUUCCAAAGUUUCAGGUAGCUACUAAGAAAAGAUUACCAAAGUGUCAGUCUUCACAUCUGAGAUGAUUGCUAACAUUUUAGCCUUGGAAUGGGUCAAAAAAUAUAUCUUGAUUUUGUACUUGUGUUCUGAUUCAUUCUCCGUUUUUAUAUUUAUUAAAACAAGUAUUUCAAAUUGUAGGCCAGACAUUCUUCUUGAGAUUGGACAACAUCGGUUGAGGCUGCAGGGUCUAGGCUUGUGCAUCCAGUUCUUAUGGUCCUUAUCCAUGUUAGGGGUGAAGACGACGAAUUGGCUGACAUUCCAGACAAGCAAUCACAUAAAAUAAAGGAUUUAAAUGUACGGGUGUCUUUGCAUAAAAAGGUGGGUCAUAAUUAAAAAGUCUAUUUGAUGAAUAUGACAACAAAGUUAGGAGAAAGAAAGGACAGCAUUUAUAUAAAAUUCAGAGGAUGGUGGGAACAGAGAUGGGUAUAAAAGGAGGGAAGACGUUAUACUUACACAUUUACGUAUUGCAUAGGUUAGGUGAAAGUAACACACAAAAUGCUGGAGGAACUCCGUAGGUCAGGCAGCGUCUAUGGAAAUGAAUAAACAGUCAACAUUUCGGGCUGAGACUUUUCUUCGGGACUGAAAGGGAAGGGGAAAACUCCAGAAUAAAAACGUGAGGGCAUUAUUUGAAUGCAGUUCCUCUGAAGUACAAAGGAAACAUCCGACUGCUAAAUUGAGACCUUUGGGGCAGACACAGUUUGACAUGGCAAGUCUGUUAGGAUAUCACAGCUAUCAUUAGGUGUGGCUGACUUUCUGAAAAGAAUUAAGACUUUUUGAUAUGAUUAGCUUUUUUUUAAGCGGGGAAAUUUAAUUCCCGUCUCUUUCCUCCACACUCCACCUCAGUAGGCGGCGGUAAUACACCUGAUGUUGGUCUGGCAGCCACCAUUGAACUUCACAGGCCUCCUCCGUCGACUGCGCCAUCUAUCGGGCUGUGGGCAGACGCUCACCGACACAUGCGCACUGGGAACAGUGAUCGUUGCCCAGAGGUCUGUGCAGGAGCGGUUCCAUUUUGGUAAAGCAUCUUCGAUCCCGUUGUUCGUCUCGUCACCGUUGUCUUUGUGAUACGUCCCGGCGAGUUCUCGAUGGGAUCUGAACGUGUGUUUGACCAGUUAUAGGUACACUUUAGCAGUUGGACUAUCCAUACUCAACUCGCCAGCGUAAUCAGUGUGGAUUGAAAAGUGGGGGAUGCAAUGGGUGAUGGUCUCAUGUACAGAAGUCCUCUGCCACAAUCCAGUCGUAUGCAGGGAAAAUAUUCUCUCCGUGAUGACCACUCUCGUGAGUUUCUGGGCAUGAUGCCUGCUGAUGAUACAUACAAACGGAGGUCAGACUAUGGAUCGCGUUCUUUGUCACAGAGAGAAGGAAGAAGAUCAAGUGAACGUGAUGUGGACAGGUUUAGGAAGAUCCCUUACUCCCACUUGAGGUCUGAUGAUCGAGGAAGAGAUUCCAAACGUUCUCAACUUGAACAUCGCAGUCGUAGCAGGGAUCGUCAUAGCAGAGAGCACCGUAGCCGCAGUCCAGAAAGGCAUCGGAAUUAUAGAACCAGAAGCCCUGACCGGCCACAAAAUCUGACCCCGCAUCGGAAUCCUGCCAGCAGUCAUGCUCAGGAGCAUUUUUCUUACAGCAAAAGUAAAAAUGAUGAAUUUCGUGAAUUAGAAAUUGCUCGCAGGAGGAAGGAGCAAGAGGAAAGGAUUAUAGCAGAAAUGCUUCCUCCCUCUCAGCGAGAACUUUCAAACUCACCUUACCGCUUGUCUGAACGUUUUGAGAAGGGUACAUCAAGCUUGCAGCAGUCUCCGAGGAGUGGUUAUAUCUUGCAUAGACCAGAUGAGGCGCCACAGAUGCCAAAGAAAUCUAUACUGAAGAAGCGCACUGAACCAGAAUUGGAAUCCUCAGCUGCUAUGCAGUUUGAUGAAUAUUGUGGUGUCACAGUGAAUGAAAAGGCUGAACGUCGAGAUGGUUACCCUCCAUCACAAAGCUUCAUGCGGUUGCCACAGAAAGAAUUGAACUUCCCCGAGGCCGAACAGUUCUCUUUCAUGCGAGACAACAGAGAAAUGCAUCGAAUUACUGAGCAAGCUGGACUCUCUGGUUUAACAAAUACUAACUUCCAUUUUGAACGGGAGCUUCCAGCUAAGUAUACCACAAAGUCAGAAUUGGAAAUUCCUUCUGAGAAUAAGGUCUGUGGUGCAGAUUUCCUACUCCCACAUGAGCAAGCCAGUCAGGGAAACAGUGGAUUCUCUCGUAUAAUUGGCCUAUUGGCAGAGGUUGACAACAAUUUCCAAGAAAGGAAACAUAACUUUCCAAAUAUAGAUGAUGAAGAAAGGUUCCUGUAUGGAGAGCUUGAGGAAGACAAGACUGGUUCUCGCAAAUUUAGACCAUCUUAUUCUUUCAACAACCUUCUUCCUCUAAGACAAACCAAUCUGCCAGAAGGAUUGUCCAGUACAGAAAUGGGGAAGACUGAUAAAGAGUAUGAAAAGAUCCAUGAUCUGUUGAAAACUAUUGGCCUCGAUAUUGGUGUUUCAGAGAUUAGCAAAUUGGCAGCUCGUACUCAGGAGCGCCUUCACGGGAAGAAAUCUUCAACACAGUCACCUGAUAGCCCUUUGGAUUCCCAUAAUUCUGGCUCUUGGGAUAAAUUGAGGACCCGAAAUGAUACAAAAUCACUGGAGCCUCAUCUGCAGUCCCGAAUGAAAUUGUCAAAACAAGAAAAUAUCUCUCACCCAGGUUUGAAAGAGAGCAAGGAAUCUUUCAGAAGAGAAACAAAUGUAAAGGCCAAAGAGCCUGAGAGGGCAGCUCCACUGUAUCCUGCUCCAACUAAUUCAAUAAACUGUAAGUCUGGUUUAUUGCCUACUCCAUCAUCAGCAUUUGUCAUGCCACCCUAUGGUCAAUUUGCAUUACCUCCAAUAAACUAUCCGCUAAAUCCUCCACCACUUGCUUUUAAUCAGUACAACCCUUAUCUCGCAUACACAACUCCUGCCUGGCCAAGAUACCCACCUCCACAGGUCAGUGAACCAAGUAGUCCAGUCGUAGUAAUGAUGCCACAAUCAAAGGUCUCCCGUCCAAAUUUGAGGGUCAUUGAAACAGUCAGUAAUCCCACACAAACCGUGGACCAAAAACGAGAGGAGUCAGUGCUGGUGCGAGUGCAGACAACUCUUACACCCACCCAAACCCCAGAAUCGUCCUCAAACCGAUUGAUGUCCAAGUCUACUGAGGAAGAUAAAAGAAAAGCUGAGCAGAAACGAAAGGUCUUGGAAGAAAAAGCAAAACUCCAGAAGGAGAAAGAAUCUCGGCAGAAGCGCCUGGAUUAUCUUGGAAAUGAGUUGCAGAAGCUCAGUAAACAACAAGGGGAAUUGCUAAGAAAGAAACGUCGUGAGAAGGAUGGACAUAAGGAUCCUCUUCUGGUUGAAAAUGGCAAGCUUCAAGAAGAUAUUGUUCGCCAGAUGUCGAUAGUUCGUCAACAGGUUGAGGACACAGAGAAAAAGCUUUCCGAGCUAGAGAAGGUGGCUCAAAUUUUGGGGGUGGUCAUUCAAGAGAAAACUUCAAAACUUCAUGAUUUAAAUAAGGAUGAUGCCUUGGAAAAAGUGCUGCUAAAAGGAGAAACAUUGCCAUCAUCAGAGGAGAUUUCAACAAGAAAAGGAUCUCAGAAGGAAUUGGAUGAUACUACAGAGAAGCUCUGUGAAAGUUUCUCUGAAGCUGGGGAUGUGUACGAAUACUAUGAUGCAGGAAACCACUGGUGCAAAAAUUGCAACACCAUAUGUGGGACACUCUUCGACUUUUUCACUCACAUGCAUAACAAACGGCACAGGCAGACGCUGGAUCCCUACGAUAGACCAUGGUCUGCAAAGAUGGUGAUUGAAGAUAAAAAUGACUCCAUUAAGCGAACUGACAAAAUAGCUGUGCCAGCAAAAGGUUCAGAGUUUCUGAUGCCAGUCACUGGAUUUUACUGCCAGCUCUGUGAGAAAUUCUACGGAGAUCAGAUUUGUGCUGAAGAUCAUGUCAAAUCACAUGCUCAUAAUGAUAAGUAUAAGGAAUAUUUAAAUGAGAAUCCUGUCUAUGAACAGCGGAGAAACCUAGACCGCCAAGCUGGCUUAGUGGUGAUCAUGGAGACGGAGCGACGGCGCCAAGGGGGGCUGAAAAGGAAAAUAGAUGAAGACAAGGAAGUUCAGAAACAGAAGAAUUCGGAGGAAGCUCGUUUGGGUUGCCAGGCAUUGUUUCUACUGACUUCAGGAGAUGGGGAAGAGAAUCUCCUUCAUUCUUUUACAUCCAUAGAGUGUACCUCAUUAUCUUGCAAUCUUUUUAUGCCUAUCCUCCCGAACUCAGCAUGGUCCAGGUACCAAAUGGAAUUAACUGAUAUCUUUCAAGGCGAAUUCUGGCAUUCUUGGAGAAGAUGCACUGUGCAGGGAAUUUGUGGUGAGACGUGGCUGUGAAACAAUCUCAGGUUUUGGGGCCUCCUCCGUGGUGGUUGCUGGAGUUGACUCUGGGACUGUAGGAAGUGGUUACGACAGCUCUGGACACCUUUCUUCUGGUGUCAUCCCAGGCUUAUCUGGAUGAUGUGGAUCAUUAUGUGUGAGUACAGUGUCUGAUGUCAACAUUUCCUUUACUUUCACACUGCUUUGUCCAUUGCCAUUUCUUCCCAAACUGUAGUGAUGAAUUCAAGGGUUGGAACGCAGUAGCCAGGUUUGACAGGAACCUGUUAUAUUAGUUGACAAAUCCUAAGAGGGACUGCAGCUGUGACAUGUCCUUUGGCUUUGGGGCAUGCACCACUCCUUGAAUUUCCUCAGUACCCUUGUGUUAUUCUUGUGUGUCAAUGGUGUGACCACAGUAAGUGAUGCUUGGUUUAAAGAAUUAAUACUUGUUGCAUCGUGCUCUGAGCCCAUAAUCUUCUAAUCUUAUUAACACUGUUUUGAGAUUUUGGGGAUGUCCCUUGUUAUCCUUGCCAGUAACAAAUGAUAUCAUCCAGGUAACACUGAAUGCCUGGACAGAUUUGCAGCACAUGGUCCAUAGCUUUCUGACAAAGUGCAGGUCCAGAUGUUACUCCAAAAAUAUUCUGUUAUAGCUUUGAAGUCCCUUGUGAGUAUUUUUGGUGAUAAACACUUUAAACUCUUCUUUCAUCUCUAUCUGCAGGUAAGCCAAAGCCAAGUCUACUUUGCUAAAGUGUUUUCCCUCCAGAAAGGUUUACAAAAAUAUUCUCUAUCCUGGGCAGAGGGUAUUGACUUGCUUUCAGUACUGGGUUGAUGGUAACCAUAAAAUCAGGACAGAUCCUGACAAGGCCCAUUUUUCUUUGCUACUGGGACUCCAUGGAAAGAAUUCCUUCAGCCUCCAUGCAAUCUAGCUUAUUGGCAACUUUAUCAGAUUGUAUAAGGAAGGAGCCAGGCAGGCUUUGUAAAACUUGGGUGUGGCAUUUCCAUUUAACACUAUUUUACUCUUGAUAUGUUUGAGCUUUCUAAUGCCAUCUUUGAACACUGCUGUAGCAUCAACCAGUACCUUUCUUAAUUCGUUUUCAGUUAACUCUAUUGCAGGGGAUGCAGCAUGCAAAUAGUGGAUGAAUCUCCAAUCAAGUUCUAUUUGUUUCAACCAGUCACGACCCCACAAUGCUGGCCUUCAUGUUUUUACCACAUACAAGCCCAGUUUGGCUUGUUGAUUGUUACAUUUCACUGUUAGGAAUGUCAUUCCCACAAGAGUUAUCUUUUCUCCAGUAUAAGGUCUUAGUUAGAUCUCCGCAGGGAUCAUUUCAGUAUUUUUGAAAUGCCAUUCAAACUCAUUUUGUGGAAUGACUGAAACAGCUGAGCCAGUGUCCAAUAACAUUUUAAUGAAUUUGCUGCUCACUUUGGUGUAAGCCACAUUGUUUGUCUAUUGUUAUUUUUCGUCGAUAGCAUGCUGAUUAAUUCUCUUCUUGAAACUGCAACUUGAUCUUUUCCUCUUUUUUCCUCUUCCUUGUGCAAUCCAUUUAUUUUUUCCUGCCCAACAUGCUCUUUGUAUGUGUCCUCCUUUGUUGCAUUUUCUGUGUUUUGUCUUUAAAUCUGCAUUGUUCUGGUGUAUGUGAGCCCCUGCCACAAUGGUAACAGAAUUUGUUCAACCUAGUUGGUUUCUUUUUAGAUGUUACAAUUUUAUUCGUGUUCAUUUUCAUUCCUGACUGCAACUUAAUUGUCUCUCUCUGCUGUUUCCAUUGAUACAGCUAUUUCAACUGCUCAUUUAAGUAUGAGUUCUGAUUCAGUUUGGAGCCUUUUUUGAAUGCUUUCUUGUAAGAUUCCACAAACUAAAUGAUCUCUCAGUGCAUCUUUAAGCCCACUACCAAACUGACAAUACUCAGACAAUUUCUUCAAUUCAGCCAUGUAUGCUGAUAUGAACUCGCCCUCCUUUUUGAUUCCGCUUAUGAAACCUAAAGCAUUCUGCAAUUAGCAAUGGUUUUGGUUCUAAGUGUGCCUCUUUUGCUUUCACAAUAUCAGCAAAGUUUAUUUCAGCUAGUCUGGUUGGAGCAGUCAAACCUCUAAGCAAACUGUGUGCCUUUACAUUCAAUGCACUCAGCAAAAUUGGCACCAACUUUUCAUUGGCUAUUUCAUUCACUUCAAAAUACCACUCAAUCCAUUCCAAAUACAAAUUCCAGUAAUCUGUUCUGUAGUCAAACGCGUCAGUCUUCCUGAUCAUUUCUGGUCUUUUUCUGUGAUCAUUAUCACCUGGUACUCACUGUUUAUGAACCCAUCAAUUCUUCCAUUUUCUGCCUUUUUGAAAGCUAGAUAGUGUCUCCUCUUCAUAGAACACAGGCUGUAAUAAUUUUUGUUUAAAAUUUGAAGGUCUCGCUAUGCUUCAACAGGUAGGUAGUUGUUUUGGUCUUCUUUAAAACUUCCUCGUCACCACUGUUUGUAACUCCAAACCAUUAAACUAACUGUAAUAAAAAGAUGGGAGCCCAGGAGAUAACUUGUGUAUGUUUAUUUUUAUUUUAAGCGAGGUGUGUCAUGGCAUAUGCACUUCACAUUUUUACAUAAUGAAGUAUUUAAACAAGUAAUGCUUAAUCAAACUAUAUAUUUGCAAUAUUACUGAAAUCUAUAGCAACCACCACCUUCUCGGGCAUCUAAGGAUGGGCAAGUAAAUGCUGCCUCAUCCUUCAAAGCUCACAUCCAUGGGGAAAGAAUAAAAGGAAAAUUGAUUCAUAAUUCAAUAUUUCUAUGCCUUGUGUGCUUCUACUCCUAGAUUCAUCUUCUCCACAGACAGCCAUGAAACAAAAAAGGAACAUAAAGAGAAACAUAAACCCUGUCUCCCCACACGCCAACAGCAACAAGAUAAUGUAUAGCUACAAACCUGUACAUAUUGGAUCUACUCUAUGCCUCAGUUCCCAGAACAUUUAAGAUCAAAAACUUUGUUCUGAAUCAGCACUAAAGUGAUGGUUAUUAUUUCAAGGUUCAGCCAAUUCAUCCAUGAAACCAGGAAAAUAAGCAAUCUGCAUUGCCAUCUUGCACAUGACAAUUUGUUCUUUCGAUGGUGUGCUAAUCCAUUUUGCUGAACUGUGCACUUCGCAAUACUGGACCUCAGCAUGGCAGACUUGCACAUUAAAGGCAAUAAGAUGUGUUAUUCGCUGAUGUUCAUUAUCCCUUUAUUUUCAACUCCGGAUUAAAAAGUCUAUCUAUCUUGUUUACAAUACAGAGCAUCUUUUGCAAGUUUUGCAUGCUGUUUUAUUAAUCAUAACCAGAUAUAUCAUUUAGAUAUGAUGUACUUUCUACUCCAGACCCAGUACUUCUGGUUGGUUUUAUUAUGUGGAUGAGAUGAUAACUGUAAAAUUAUUGUUCAGGCUGCAGAUACAGAAAAAGUCAUAAAAUUUCUGACAUUUAAGUAAUUUUUCACCAGCCAGUGAAUAAAAUGCCUCUGACCUGAGUGAAUGAAGUUUGAAAGGGGCAUUAGCAAUGGUCACCAAUUCAAGCUUUAUUAGGUAAAGAUAGAGCGGGUUGACUGAUAUUUUAGAGGUGGACUAAUUCUGAAUGAAAUUACAUUCCAUUGCGAAAUGAAUGCUUAAUGGAAAAUUGUUCCAGUAGUGGCUAACUAAAGGAGCUCUAAAUUACAAGGCUUUUAAUAUUGUGAAGAAUAGUACCUUUGAUUAGAACGAUGUAUUUUUAAAAGUGAAGGAUAGUCAAAAGAAAAAUUCUGAAAGGGGAAAACAUUGAGGAUGAAAGUUAAAAGAUGGCAGCCUUAGAUGAAGAGGUGUUUUAAGUUUAGUCAAAAAGAAAGUGCAAAGUUUGAAACUGUAAAUUUGAUACAAAAUGGGCUAGAUCAUAGAAGGUAGAGGGGUGUUUUCCUGGCUGGAGAUCUAUGACUGGUGGUGGUCUGUUAGGAUCAAUGUUGGAGUCUAUUUUGAUUGUCAUCCAAAUGAUUGAUAUCUAUUAUGCUGUCGGUGGGCAGAUUAGUAGACUUGCAGAUGACACAAUAUUGGUGGAGUUGUAGGUAAUACAGAAGGUUGUGAAUGGCUACAGCAGGAUUAUGGUAAAGAGAAGAUUUGCUUUAUUUGUCACGUUCAUCAAAACUGGAAACAUGCAGGGAAACACAACAUUUGUGUCAACAGCCAACACAAUCAGUAUAUGCUGGGGUAACCUGUAAAUGUCUCCAUGCUUCCACUGCCAACAGAACAUGGCCACAACUUUCUAAUUCGUCCAACUUUGGAAUGUGGGAGGAAGCCGGAGUAUAUAGAAGAAAUGUAUCAUCACAGGAAGAACAUACAAAAUCCUAACGGAUAGCUGUAGGGAUUGAACCUGCACUGCUGCCGCUGUAAAGUAUGCUAACACUAUGCUGCUUCAGUUGUAAAUUUGGGCGGGUGGAGUUUAAUCUGGGCAAGUGUGAAGUGAUACAAAUCCAGGAGGAAAGUAUACAGUAAAUGGCAGAAUCCUGAGGGGUGUUGAGUUACUGAGAUAUUUAUGAGGGGUGAUUCAUAAGUUUGUGGCCUAAGGUAGAAGGAAUCAACUUGAGAAAACCUAUCACAUUUA